GGUUGGAUACGAGGGAAAAUUCUUUAUGGCAAGGGCUGCCUAGGUCAGAGGUGGGGUCACCAUCUCUAGCGGGGUUCCACAGCCGUCUGGAUGUGGAACCAGGGGACAGGGUCAGUGGUGGCAUUGGCAUUGCCGAGGAAGCUGGGCUCGAUGGCCUCUGUCUUUUCCAGCCCGCGUGGUUCCGUGAUUCUGUUCGGUUUGCGGGCGGCUGCACCAGCACCGCCUGUGUUUGUAAACACCCGUAACAAACGGGACGUGGGAGGGUUCUUGGGAGCUGUUGUGUUUUUAUGGCUCGUAAUGAAAUGUAGCGAACCGAUAAGGAGAAUUAUACAUUACACUGUAUGGCAAGCUAAAAACCCGCUAUAGAGGCGGUAAGAUUGGCAGGCACAUGGACGAUCCAGGAGUCCCGGUGAGCCCUGGUGUGUUGGAGAAGGCUGGCUGUAGGGAUGGGCUGGCUGGUGGAGCAUUUAUUAAGUGGAGAGGGAGGCACGACACGCUAUGAAUUUCCGGGCUGUAACGCGGCAGGGAGACGCUGUUUCUCGCCACGUGCCGACAGCUGCCGGGGCUGUGGUGGGUGUCUGAAUCUGGCAGAGUUUUGUACAUUCAUUGAGUACAGGUGUGAUAAAUCCCUCGCGCACUUUCAGGAAAAUGUAUGUCGUUUUACAGUUCUUACUCUUUUCAGUUUUUCUCUUUGUUUUGGGGGGACCAGCCGUGUUCCCUUGCUCCGUGCGGGGAUGCUCUGUGAGAGCACAAUCCAUGCCUGUGUGACUGAGUGUGAGCGCUGAAGUUCACGGAAGCAAUCCGGGAAUAAGGCCAACAUGUCUCGAGAGACUGGAAGUGAAGCACAGCAGUCUCAAAGUGCCCAGCAGUCACAGUGUGGUACCAGUUCCUCUUCCAGUGGUUCACAGAGCACUAGUCAGUCUUCCUUAAGUUCUGGGACUCUCAGUUCUUUGGACACUCUUCCCACUCAGGAGCUUUCAUCGAUCCCUGAGGACCAGGCAUCUGAAGAGCUGGUUCCUCAGCCUUGGGGUCGACUCUUUGCACUUGGAAAAGGUUUCAGCAAUUGUGACUGUGUGAAUGAGGAAUACUGGUUUGGGAGAGACAAAAGCUGUGAUUACAGUUUUUCCAAGCUAGGAUUGUCUGAGACUGGCUUCUACCAAAACUAUAGCAAGAAGCACUUCCGAAUUUUCAGGGAAAUGGGUCCAAAAAAUUCCUUUGUUGCCUACAUUGAAGACCAUAGUGCAAAUGGGACAUUUGUUAAUAGAGAGCUCAUUGGAAAAGGAAGGAGGCUUCCACUGACACACAACUCUGAAAUUGCACUGUCUAUACAGACCAAUAAGGUGUUUGUAUUUUCUGAUCUUACGGUGGAUGAUCAGAUGAUGUUUCCUAAAGAAUUCAGAGAGAAAUACAUCAUGUCAAAGACUUUGGGAAGUGGUGCCUGUGGAGAAGUCAAACUGGCAUUUGAGAAGAGCACCUGUAACAAAGUAGCAGUGAAAAUCAUCAAUAAACGGAAGUUUGUGGCAAGUGGCUUGAGAGAGACAAACCCAGCUUUUAAUAUCAAUACAGAAAUUGAAAUUUUGAAGAAAAUAGAUCACCCUUGCUUAAUCAAGAUCAAAAACUUCUUUGAAGCAGAGGAUUACUACAUUGUUUUGGAACUGAUGGAAGGAGGAGAAUUGUAUGACAGAGUGUCAAGGCCAAUCAAGAUGAAAGAAGAUACCUGCAAGUUGUAUUUUUAUCAGAUGCUUCUGGCAGUAAAGUAUCUUCAUGACAAUGGAAUUAUACACCGAGAUCUAAAGCCAGAAAAUGUGCUACUUUCAUCUUCUGAAGAGACAUGUCUUAUAAAGAUUACAGAUUUUGGACAAUCCAAGAUUCUUGGAGAAGCUUCUCUUAUGAAAACAUUAUGUGGUACUCCCAUGUAUCUUGCUCCUGAGGUUCUAAAUUCACUUGGGACUGCUGGAUACAGCCGAGCUGUGGACUGCUGGAGUUUAGGAGUUAUUCUUUUUGUAUGCUUGUGUGGAUAUCCACCAUUCAAUGAGCAAAAUACUCAACUCUCUCUGAAAGAUCAAAUCACUCGUGGAAAAUACACGUUCAUCGCAAAAGAAUGGAAGCAUGUGUCAGACAUGGCUCUGGAUCUUGUGAAGAAGCUGUUAGUAGUGGAUCCAAGCAAACGUCUUACCACAGAGGAAGCCUUAGAGCAUCCUUGGCUUCAGGAUGAAUAUAUGAAGGCUACAUUUCAACAGCUCCUUGCUCAGACACGUGCCAAUAUGAAUCCACCAGAAACAUCAAAAAUGCCAACCACAAUGAGAAAGCGUCUCCAUGAAAAUGAGGAAGAAUAUGGCUCCUCUAAGCGUGCUGUUCCUUCUACGUCAUUUCAGAAAAUCAGGUGAAAAGCAAGAGGAAACAACUUCGUUAAUGACAACUUUUUUUAUGGAAAGCAGAAUUUUUUACUAAGAAAAAUCUUAAUAAUGAAAUAAUGGUUGAAGAUACAAUUUCCAAAUAAAAAAAUCUUCGUAAG
Corvus hawaiiensis (hawaiian crow) is the source of this 2515-nucleotide messenger RNA. RefSeq names its product checkpoint kinase 2 (gene CHEK2). The transcript is spliced from 15 exons. Lineage: Eukaryota; Metazoa; Chordata; Aves; Passeriformes; Corvidae. The record is from RefSeq and is a predicted model, not a curated record. The coding region runs from base 819 to 2387 and encodes 522 amino acids. Gene Ontology annotation, cellular component: nucleus; cytoplasm. Gene Ontology annotation, biological process: protein phosphorylation; mitotic DNA damage checkpoint signaling. Gene Ontology annotation, molecular function: ATP binding; protein binding; protein serine/threonine kinase activity.